CAUUACACAGAACACUCACGUUCAUUCACCCCUCACCCAGCGCCACAAACUCUCCCUCCAAUCCAGACCUCCUCACAGCCCCGUCGUCCUCCCUCUCCUCCGUCUACCGCCGGACAACAGUAACUCAUACCAGCGGCCUUUUUCUCUCCCUCUCCUUUCCUCGUAGCACCUCUCUCUCUCUCUCCGUCGUCCUCCACGGCUCCACGCAGCAGCAGGCCAGAGCAGCACGCACCAGUACCCCCGCGUAUCGCCCUCCACUCCACCGUCGCUCAAGCUUCAAGGUCUCGCAGCCCCUUCCAUCCGCGCAGUCCCUGUUUUCGCAGUCCAGCCCCGCCGUGUCGUCCUCCCUGCACUGUCUGUUUUUCUAGAACGGAGCCCUAGAGUGGUAAAGAUGGCAUUGAGCAUGAAGAUAAAUUCCACAAAGAUUAGUUGUCAGUGAUGGAGCAUGGGUCACACUCUGAUCAGAGUAAAUCAACUUUUUCUCUGGCAGAUGAGGAUCAUACAUUUGCAAAUUCUAUGAGAUUCACAUUAAAUCAAGAUCCAAGAGUUACAUUUUGUGGGUACAGCAUUCCUCAUCCGUCAGAUAACCGCGUUAACAUCAGAGUCCAGACAACAGGGGAUCCGGCACGAGAAGUUUUAAAGGAUGCAUGUCAAGAUCUGAUGCUUAUCUGCCAACAUGUAAGGAGCACUUUUGAUAAGGCUAUCAGUGAUUUCAAAAAGAGCGAGACUGUAGAGAUUGAUGAUUCUGAAUAGUAGUAUUUUCUAGUUAUAUACUUGGUUGUUAUUCUGUGGUUUGUUGAUUCCCCACUGUGUAUGGUUGGUAUCAAAAGUUCAUUAAUAUAAAAGCCGGUUUUGCUUUCAAUGAUGAUGUGUUGGAGACAAGACAAGGGACCUUCUAUUCCUAUUUGUUACUUUGGUUAAUACACUAGUCUUUUAAUUUUUCUUUAGCAAAUUAAUGACUUUUGAUUUAGAACUAGUUUUACACCAAUAGUUGUACAAAAGGUCUCUUGGUUAUCAACCAUGUUUGCCUUUGCUUCUC
Arachis stenosperma is the source of this 1039-nucleotide messenger RNA. RefSeq lists its product as uncharacterized. The coding region runs from base 439 to 753 and encodes 104 amino acids. Gene Ontology annotation, cellular component: RNA polymerase III complex; RNA polymerase I complex. Lineage: Eukaryota; Viridiplantae; Streptophyta; Magnoliopsida; Fabales; Fabaceae. Gene Ontology annotation, biological process: DNA-templated transcription. The record is from RefSeq and is a predicted model, not a curated record. Gene Ontology annotation, molecular function: DNA-directed RNA polymerase activity; protein dimerization activity. The transcript is spliced from 5 exons.